Messenger RNA from Talpa occidentalis (Iberian mole), 8734 nucleotides. RefSeq names its product CASP8 and FADD-like apoptosis regulator. The record is from RefSeq and is a predicted model, not a curated record. The transcript has 9 exons. Gene Ontology annotation, molecular function: protein binding; cysteine-type endopeptidase activity. Lineage: Eukaryota; Metazoa; Chordata; Mammalia; Eulipotyphla; Talpidae. The coding region runs from base 40 to 1203 and encodes 387 amino acids. Gene Ontology annotation, biological process: proteolysis; negative regulation of extrinsic apoptotic signaling pathway via death domain receptors.
UGAAUCUUAAGGAUCCUUCAUAUAACUUAAGGGGUGCUGAUGACAGAAAUUGGUGAUAAUUUGGAUAAAUCUGAUGUGUCCUCAUUAAUUUUCCUCAUGAGGGAUUAUAUGGGCCGGGGCAAGACAGCCAAGGAUAAGAGUUUCUUGGAUCUUGUGAUUGAAAUGGAGAAACUGAACCUACUUGCUCCAGAUCAAUUGGACUUACUGGAAAAAUGUUUAAAGAACAUCCACAGAAUAGACCUCAAGACAAAGAUCCAGAAUUACAAACAGUCUGCUCAAAAAACGGAAAACAGUUAUAUAAAUGCUCUCCAGGCACCUGUCCCAAACUUGAAUCUUAAGGAUCCUUCAUAUAACUUAAGGCUCCAGAAUGGGAGAAGUAGAGAACAAAGACUCAUUGUGGAACAACUUCAAAGAGAACCAGUGAAGAAAUCUAUUCAGGAAUCAGGAGCAUUUCUGUCUCAGGUGCCUCAGAAUAUACCAGAGGAGAGAUACAGGAUGCAGAGCAAUCCCCUAGGCAUCUGCCUUAUCAUCGACUGCAUUGGCAAUGACACAGAGGUUCUUCGGGACACCUUCGCUUCCCUGGGCUAUCAAGUCCAGUAUUUCCUCUAUCAAAGUGUGAGAAACAUAAUCCAAAUCCUCCACAAAGUUGCCCGUAUGCCGCAACACCAGUACUACGACAGCUUCGUGUGUGUGCUGGUGAGCCGAGGGUGCUCCCAGAGCGUGUUUGGAGUGGAUGACGCUCACUCGGGGUUCUCUUUGGAGCAGAUCAGGAGGAUGUUCAUGGGAGACGCAUGUCCUUCCCUCUUAGGGAAGCCAAAACUCUUUUUUAUUCAGAACUACGUGGUUUCAGAGAGGCAGCAGGAGGACAACAGCCUCCUGGAAGUGGACAGCCCAGCAGUGAAUAAUGCAGAAGCCACGGACAGGCAGCCCGGGCCAUGCACAGUUCACCGGGAAGCUGACUUCUUCUGGAGCCUGUGCAGAGCGGACGUGUUCCUGCUGGAGCGGGCCUCCACCGCGCCCUCGGUGUACCUGCAGUACCUCUCCCAGAAACUGGGGCAAGAAAGCAAACGCCCUCUCCUGGAUCUCCAUCUUGAACUGAAUGACCGCGUGUAUGAUUGGAACAGCAGAGUGUCUGCUAAGGAGAAGUACUGUGUUUGGCUGCAACACACUCUGAGAAAGAAACUCAUUCUUUCUUACAAAUGAAAUACUGAAAGCUCUCUUAAGCCCUGCUCUGCCCCUCAGUCUCCAUCACUUGUCAGAGUAGCCUGCAAGCAAGUGUGCAUAAGUGAUGAAUGUGAGGCGAGGUCCUGGUCCAUGCUGAAAAAGACCCUUGGGGAAGAAUGCUUGGCUGGAAAGGUGUCUGAGCUUCGAAGAUGAGGUAUUGAUCUCUAUUGUGAAACAAUGUUUGCAUGAAACAGCUCACUAGGUCAAUGAGGGAAAGAAAAAGACUUGGAAACUUUAAAAACCUAGCACUGGUUGAAUUGAGCAUCUCAGGAACAUGUUGCCUUCCAUGGUAAAGGUCAAGCAAACAGCUACAGAAAGGCUCAUUCAGAGUGUCUGCAAUCUCAAAGUAACCUGUGGGAAUCCAUGCUCCAUACAGAAAAGAAAAACCAAAAUACAAAGCAAUGAAAUUAGAAUUUAACAAACCCCCAUAAUAUUUAUCAGAGGCAGCCACAGUUACCCAAAACUUUGGUGUAUUGCUUGCCGAAAGUUUUCUUUCAGUUUUCACAUUUGUAUUGGGUGCCAUAGGAGAGAAACCCUCUGCCCUGUUGGUGGAGGUGCUCACACUGUUUCUUUGGUCAUGUCAAGCUUGGGCCCUGGGGCUCGGGGAGUAUCUGGCAACAUUGGACAUGUCCCUGGCAUCUCCGUGGGACACGGGUGUGCUUUGCUUGUUUUUGGUGGUGUGCUUUGUGUAGGGGUUGAGAGGAGGCAGAAUUAUAGGCACCUAGUCCCUCAUUGGUGAGGGACUGAACCAGCACCAGCUCAUUGGUCCAGCCAUUCUUGAGGAAGGCAGUGAGUCUGGCUGCCAUCUUGGUCUCAGCAGCCUGCAAUUUUUUUUUCCAUACACAAUAUCUAGAUGUAAGACAGCAUGACUGUCUUAGUUUAGGCUGCUAAUAACAAAUUGUCACGGAAUGUAUGGCUGAAACAUUUAUUUCUCACUGUUCUAGAGACUGAAUUCCAAGAUAAAGAUGUUGGCAAAUAUGGUGUCUGGUGAGACUCUGCUUCUAAGUUUGCAGACAAUCACCUUCUGCUUCCGUCCUCGCAGCGAGCAGAGAGAAAAAGGAAGCAAGUUCUUUUCUGUCUCUUUCUCUAAGGCCACUAAUCCCGCUCAUGAGGGCUGCACUCUCAUGACCUAAUUACCUCCCAAAGGCCCUACUUCCUUGGUGAUUAGGAUUUCAACCUUUGCAUUUAGAAUGGACACAAAGCAUUUGAUCCAGAAUGCUGGCAAAGCCCCUCUGUCAGAAUGGGACUCUAGGUAGUGCGCUGUGGAUUCUGCCUAAAACUCAGAUUUAACUUUUAAUUUUUUUAAAGAUCUCAAGUUGUUCAGUGUUCUUCAGUGCACAGCAACCUUGAAAGUGCCCUCUGUCAUUGCUCUUCACUUUGUAUUUCCUUUUACUCUUCAACCCUGUUGCCUGUAGCCUCUUUUCCCCAGCAUUUGUUGUGGGCUAGCACUAUAGAAUAUUUGAUGUAGCUCCUCAAAUAGGCAUACAUUCAACCUUAUAAAUGAGUUUUGUAAACUUGUGUUUUUCACUUAUGUAAAUAACAUGCUAUAAAAACAAAAUACCAGUCCUUAACACUGGUAGCUUGUCCAUUCAUCUUGGGACUUAAUGGUAUUUUAUUGUUAGUCAGGUACACUGCAUACUUGUUUCUUUCUUGGAUGGGAUGACACGUCCUAAAAAGAAAAUGCUGUUUUAAAAAUCUCACUUGAAGGCUUUUUAAAAUUUAUUUAUUUUUAUAUUUUUAAGUUGGUUGUAAGUGGUAUGUGUCUCUGUGUUGUUUGUUUUGACAUGGUUACUAAACAAAGGUUGAAAAACUUAGAAAGCAGAGUUUUCAGACUAUUUAUAAGUAGUUAUUUCUACUUUACUGGAUGCCUGAUGAUCUUUGAAGUACAUAUUGCUGAGGGAUGCCUGCAGGAAUAAUGUAUGUACUUGGUCUUCUGAGCCAGAACCCCACGUUCAUUAUUAGAGAGGGAAACUGUUGGAGAGGGAUCUUAAUGACCUGGCAGUUUUGGUGUCCUUCUCUGUCCCGUCCAGCCAGGGGAGAGCAUUUUUCCACUUAUUCUAUUUUUUUAUUAUAUAUCAAAAUAGCACAUUAAUAUAACAUUUUGGGUGGGAUCAUUGCUACUUUUACAAGUAUCUUUCCUCAAAAUGCUUCUUUGUCUCACAAAUGUACAAUGAAAAAUGCACAAAUGAAAAGUAUUUAUUUAUAUUACUUAAUAAUUUUAAAUAGUUUUCUAUAUUACUAAGAAAACAAGGGGGAUUGAGAGGGAUCACAGCCCCUGUGUUCUUACACAGGGGACUAUGGUGAUGGUGCAUGGGUGAAUACCUGAGAAAAGAAAGCAAACAUUGUAGAAAAAUGAGCAAUGAUGUAAAAUAUAUAUAAAUAAAUAUUUUUUUUUAAAAAAGAGGGACCUCCCUGGGAUUAAUUCAGUCUUACAGCUAUCAAGUUAUCACCAGCCACUGCAGCAUGAGUUGGAUUCCCCGGCAGGCCAGGUAGCUGACCCAAAUGGCGCAGCAGACCUCUCCUUUCUCUCCUGCUGCUCCCCUCAGCAGUAUAUUUCAGUAGAUCCUCCUGUUCUUCUCCCCAGUCUGUCUCUGGUGAAUCCUCUCACCCCUUGCACCUCUGGCCUGUACCCCUGUUCUUGUAUGUAUAAAUAACUAAAUAAAAUAAGUCUUAAAAAAUCAGAAUAUAGGGCCUCCCUGGUGGCGCAGCAGUUGAGCGCUGGGUUGUGAAGCUGCCUGCAGCCUCUGCGGCGCCGGUUCGAUCCCCGGCUGCUCCCCGGCCACCGGAGGAGGGUCCCGUAUGGCGCGCAGACCUCUCCUGCCGCCCGCUGCUCCCCUCAGCAGUGUACUUCAGUCCCUCUGCCUGCUCUGCUCCCGCUCUGGCUCUGGUGAAUUCUCUCACCCUCCCGCGCUUCUGACUGUACCCAGUGCAUGUAUAAACAAACAAACAAACAAAUAAAUAAAUAAAACAUGCCUCUAUAAAAAAUAAAUAAAAAUAAAAUUUAAAAAAAAAUCAGAAUAUAAAAAAAAUGAACCUACCAUAUGUCCCAGCAAUUCUAUUCCUAGGCAUCUACCCAAAGAAUACAAAAACACUACUUGAAGGGAUAUGUAUUCCCAUGUUCAUUGCAGCCAUAUUUACAGUAACUAAGUUAUAGAAACAGCCUAAGUGUCUAAGGAAGUAGAUCAGAAAAAUGUGGUAUACACUGUGUGUGUACACAGUGGAAUGCUACUCAGCUGUAACAAAGAUGAACUGCCAUUUGAGAUAACCUGAAUGGAACUGUAUAGGAUAAUGUUAAGUAAAAUAAGUCAGAAGGAAAAAGAAGCACAGGCUAGGGUCUCACUUAUAUAUGGAAUAUAGAGAAACAUAACAAAUGUCAGUAAAAACAAAUCAAUAAUAAGCUUUUAACAUCUGGCUGUAAAACUGAGGCAACCAGAGGAGGAGGGUCCUAGUCCUAGGGACUAGGACCCAAAGGAAUAUGAUGGAAGAUUGUUAGGACACUGGUGGUAGACAGGGUGUGAAAGAAUACAUUCGUAGAGGUUUGAACCUAUAAUCCCCAGAGUAGAUACAAAGAUGUAAAACUACCUCAACAAACACAAUUCUGGAAAGAAAAAAAAAAACCCCACAAUAAAAACUCAAAACACAGGGCCUCCCCGGUGGCGCAGCGGUUGAGCGCUGGGUUGCGAAGCUGCCCGCAGCCUCUGCAGUGCUGGUUCGAUUCCCGGCUGCUCCCCGGCCACUGGAGGAGGGUCCCACAUGGCGUGCAGACCUCUCCUGCCGCCCGCUGCUCCCCUCAGCAGUGUACCUCAGUCUGCCUGUUCUGCUCCCCGCUCUGGCUCUGGUGAAUUCUCUCACCCUCCCGCGCUUCUGACUGUACCCAGUUCUUGUAUAAAUAAAUAAAUACAUCUAAAAAAAAAAAAAAACAACUCAAAACACAAAAGCUGAACUUCUAUUAAUAAGGAAAAAGUAGGAUAUGGAGCUUCACUGUGGGGUAGUGAACAUUAGCUAUAUCAAAAGAAUGAGAACAAUCAUUUUAUGAUUGAAGAAACUGAGGCACACAGUUUUUAAGUGACUUGGUCACAAAUAUCAGAGAAUAAGACAUUGGUAGUACCAGGUCUGGAAUAUUAUCAACCCAUCUUAGGAUCUUUAGACAUUAGAACAGUAGAAAUAUGUAACACAUUCCUGGGAGGCGUCAUCUCUCUGCUCCUUGUGAGUCAUUAUUCUACCUUCCCAGCUCCUGUCCUCUCCCUGCAGAAAUAAAAGCAGGACCAUAGAUCUCACCUUAUCCUAUCUGCCUAUCAUGGUGAAAAUAUAAAACUUGGGCCUUCCUGAUGGUGCAAGGAUACUAUGAAGGUAUCCUCAGCCACUUCAGCACAAGUUUGAUCCCUGGCUAGGGAGCAAACCCACAGGGCACAACAAACCUCUCCUGUCUCACCCACUGCUCCCCUCAGCAUUGUAUUUCAAUCAAUCCGCCUGUCUGCUCCCCACUCUUUCUCUGGUGAAUCACUCCCCCACACCUCUGUCCUAUACCCCAGUUCUUGUAUGCAUAAAUAAAUAAAUCUUAGAAAAGAAAAAAAAAAUAUAAAACUUGGCAAAUCAGCAUUUUUUUUCCUCUUAAAAAAACCAAUCAUUUAUAUUGUACCUGUGUUUAUUUACUUUGGUAUGUUUCUUUUUUGUCUUUGAAUUGCAUUAUUUUUAUUAAGAUCAACUAUCAAUCAAUCCUCAGGUCCCCAAGAGAGGAAUGCUAAGUGUGUAUUUUGCUCACUGGCAAGGGUUAUGAGGUAAAGAGGAAUUGUAAGUCCAGAUCAAUGCUGACAAAAUGGGGGAAAGCCCUUGCCUCCCCAUGCCCACUUGACCGAAUUGAUUUGAGGAUGAAAUGAAAGUGCCUUUGUGAUUACACCAAGAAAAGAAUCUUAUAAUUUUAUUUAUUUAGUUUUCUUAGAUACAAGCCUUUGACUCUGCAUUUACUUUUGGGAUUGAAGUAUGCACAGGUAGAUAAGUUGGGACUCAUUCAGUUGAAAAUGAGAAAACACUACACAAAUCAACCUCCUCAGUGACUAUUAGACUGUACCUUUUACUCCCUUCACAGUCCCAAUCCUCCUGACUUCCUUUUUCCAUAAUAUUUACCACCUCUUAACAUGUUAUAACAUAUUAUCAUCUUUCUUUUUUUUACUUUUUUUAACUUUUAGUACUGAGGUAACAUUGGUUUCUAACAUUGCAUAUGAUUGAGAGAUACAGGUUAUACCUCUUCAGAUGCUUGUUAUCACACCACACCCACCACCAAGGCACCUGUAGUCCUCUCCCAUAGUCCACUGGGCUCUGAGCCCUUCUUCUCUCCCUGGGUGGCCCUGGUGAGAGAGUUCUUGUGACUGCUUUGGUGAUGCGAUGUGAAUGUAGCUGUUACUGUACUAUAGUAUUGAGGAGUUGUUUUGAAAACCCAGCCUUGAAAAAGUUGGUGGGAUUUUGGCAAGAUGAGAUGGAGAAGAGAAUAUGUUGCAAGAGAGGAAGUCAGUGACGUGAAGGGUCAGAGAGAUGAAAAUGCAAGGCAUUUUCUAGAAAUCUUGAGUGUAACUUUUAGCUGGAAUGGAGAGAACGUGAGCAAUGGUGGGUGGUAUAACAGAGAUGGUCACAGUUGGUGUGUGAAGAGACUUAAAGGCCCCAUCUUUGUCUGUUAGUCAAUUCUCAUGUAAGUUAUAUUUAUCACUUUCAUUGUGGAAUCUAUUAGAACAGUAACUCCUUUGGCAUCUUUGCAUAUGAACAUUUGAGUUCUAAAUGUUUGUCUUAUUCUUUUUCAUUGGCUAGUUUUUUAUGGAAUUGUUUUAGAAAUACUAGAGAAAACUAUAUAACAAUACAAUGUAUACCAUGUACCUGCAAUUAAGUCUAAAUAAAAUAUUCUGAAUAUAUGUGAAGACUCAAGCUAUUACUUUAAAUAUUAGUGCUAACUAGUCAUAAAAGAGAUAAAUACACCAAGAUAUUUCAAACCUUAUAAUGGCCCCAAGCAGAAUUAUCCAAGUGUUCAGUAACAGGGGCAUAUCUAUGAGAUGUCCACUGAUUGGAAUUUUGUGUACCCACUGAAGUUACAUAUGUAAAUAAUAAUCGAUAACACUGAGCUAUUAUUAGCUCAUUUUACAUAAAUUAUCUCACUUAAUCCUCAAAACAGCUCUAUAAAGAGCCUUCCUGGUGGUGCAAGGGGUUAAGCACAGCACUAUGAAGCAAUCCACAGCCUCUGCAGCAUGAGUUCGAUCCCUGGACAGCCAGGGAGCUACCCACAUGGCGUAGCAGACCUCUCCUGUCUCGCCCACUGCACCCUUCACCAGUGUAUUUCAGUCAGUCUGCCUGUUCUGUUCCCCACUCUGUCUCUGGUGAAUCCUCUCACCCCUCACACCUCUGGCCUCUACUCCAGCUCUUAUAUGCAUAAAUAAAUAUAUAUAUAAAAAGAAUAUAGUCUUAAGUGGCUGUAUCAUUUUGUAGAGUUCCUAUUACUCAGUAUCCUUGCCAACGUUUGGUGGUGUUAGUGUUUUUUAUAUUUUAGCCAUUUUAGUAAAUGUGUGGUGGUUCACAUUAUUAAUUUGUAAUUGCUUAAUGACAGCAUGAUGAACUCUUUCCAUAUUCAUUUGUCAUCUGUAUAUCUUCUUUGCUGAAAGUAUGUUCAAAUCCUUUGCCUAUUUUUUUAAUUGAGUUUCUUAUUGUUGAGUUUUAAGAGGUUUUUUUUUUGAGUUCUUUGUAUAGUUUGGGUAAAACUGUUCAUCAGCUAUAUAUUUGACAAAUAAUUUAUCCCAGCCAGUGGUUUGUCUUUUCAUGAACUUAAUAUUGUCUUUCACAGAGUAGACAUUUUAAAUUUUAAUGAAGUCAAACACCAUUUUUUUCCAUGGAUUGUACUUUUUGGUAUUGUUUCUAAGAAUUCGUUGUCAAGCUCAAGGUAACUUGUUUUUUCUUGUGUUGUCUUCUGGAAGUUAAUAGAGGUUUGCAUUUUACAUUUAAGUCUUUAAUCCAUUUUGAGUUAAUUUUUUAUUAAAGAUGUAAGGUCUGUGUCUAUAUUCUUGCUUUUUUUCUUUUUCAUAUUACGGCCCCAUUUGUUGAAAUGUCUGUCUUUUACCCACACGAUUGCCUUUGUUUUUAUGUCAAAGAUCAGCUUAUUUAUAUAUUUCUGGGUCUGUAUUGUGUUCCAUUGAUGACUGCAUUUUUACACCAAUACAGCUAUUAUAGCUUUAUAUUGUGUUGAUGUAACCAAUAUUGGUGGCAAGUCGGGGAUUUUGAAUAAACUUAGGUAUUAUAUAUUAUUGUAACUGAAAUAUAAAAGAAGGGUCAUUACUACAAAGCAGAAAGUGGGGAGGGAAUGAGUACAAGGGGUCAGUUGGUUGGUGGUGGAUGUAAAUGGACAUUUGGUGGCGAGAGUGGUGGAUAAAUGUAACCUUGGAACCUAUACUGUGUUAUGCAAUCUAAAUACAUGCAUACAUACAUAGCGCAUAUUGCAAACACAUACAAUAAAUAAAAAUUACUUAUUUGCAAAAAA